Bombina bombina (fire-bellied toad) is the source of this 1904-nucleotide messenger RNA. It is a transcript of the gene CFAP45, whose product is annotated as cilia and flagella associated protein 45. The transcript is spliced from 12 exons. Lineage: Eukaryota; Metazoa; Chordata; Amphibia; Anura; Bombinatoridae. The coding region runs from base 81 to 1718 and encodes 545 amino acids. The record is from RefSeq and is a predicted model, not a curated record.
CUGCUCUGCAACGCGCCGUUGCUAUGACACGAAGUCAAAACGAACCUCUCAGUGGCUAGAAGUUAUCAGCCGGGGCAGACAUGACAGAAAGUGUUGAAGAAUCUCUUAUUUCAAGCUCAAAUGGUUCACAUAGGUCAAAAUCAUGGAGAUACAGAACAAAAGCCUUGAAUUCACAGGUGGAUGAAAGCUUGUUUGGUGUAAAGAAAACAACAAAAAAUGAAAGCCCAAUAGUGCAGAAGAUUGAGAAUGGCCGGCGUAAGGCAGUGUCUGCACCCACAGGAGGCCACAAGCCUGAGACCAUCCAGAUCAUUACUAGUGACCUGAUUCGAGAACUUAUAGUGCCCGCAGAGGAUCCAUCUGGUAAGUCCUUAAUAAUGACUGCUAUGGAUUUCCAAAGAAUAAGAUCGGCAGCACGUGUCCGGACCAAAGAAGAGCGUGAGGUGGCAAUGCAGGCUGUGAGAGAGGAGAAAGAAGCUGUCAUUGAAGCUGUGAAUGAACGUAAAAAUUUUAUGAAAUACAAGGAAAUGCACCGCAAGAAGAAUGAAAAACUUAGUGAUCUGGAAGAGGAAGCCCAGAAGAGGGCACAAUAUUUACUUGAGAAAGCUAACACACUACGCAUGGAACAGGAAGAUGAGAUCAAGACACUAAAUGAGAUGAUUCUGCAUGCAAAGUGCCAUGCCAUCAGGGACGCUCAAAUCUUAGAGAAGAAGGUGAUAUCAAGUGAGAUUGAAGAAGAAAUAAAGAGGUUGGACCAGAUGAUGGAAGUAGAGCGUCAGAAAGCAAUAAAGAUGCAAGAGGAGACUGAAGAGAAGAGGAAGCAAGAACAGAUUCGAGGAAAGUUUCAAAUUAUCCAGCAGAUAGAGGAAAAUGAGGAGUCCAGGAUUUUACGAGAGGAACAAAGGGAUCAGGAGGCUCGACAGAUGCUAGAUUACUUAGACGAUCUUCAGAUUCAAGACUACAAGGAGAUGGAGAAAAAAAGAAAAGAGCAACUAGAAAUUCAAGCUGAGGUCAAACGCAUCAAUGCUGAAAAUGAAAAGAGAAAAAAAGAGGAGAAGGAGCGCGAGAAAAUGAUGGACCUGCGUGUCCUGGAGUAUACUAAACAGAAACUGGCCAGAGAAGCUGAAUUUGAGGCAGAACAGUUAAAAAUCAAGAAAGAAAAGGAGAAAGAAGUUGCCCGUCUCCGAGCCUUACAAGAAAGAGCCACCGACUAUCGUGCAGAGCAGGAUGCUCUAAGAGCAAAAAGAAACCAGGAAGCCAUGGAAAGAUCCUGGCGCCAAAAAGAAAAGGAAAGUGCAUUUAAACAAGCAGAGACAAAUGCCAUGCUGAAGCAUACACGAUUUGAGCAGAUUGCUCAGAAAGAGCACUUCCUGGCCGUGCAGGCAGAAAGGGAUCGGGCAGAGUUUGAAAGAGUGUUAAGAGUGCAAAAAGAUCUCAUUGAAAAGCAACGUACCGAGCAGGAAGAAAAGGCAUCUCUUUUGAUGAAGCACCAAGCAGAGCUGCGGCGCCAAGUGCGGGAGAAUGAGCAAAAACAGGUCAUAAAACGCAUUGAGUUCUUUGAAGAAGGCAAGAAACUGGCUGAGGAAGCCCGUCAGCGCAGGGUACGUCUGGAUGAACUGAAGCAGAAGAAGCUGGACGAGCUGAAAAUGGCCGGUCUGCCAGAUAAAUACUGCUCAAUGGUGUCUCGAAAAGCUAAUCAGCUGACAGCUGUUGAGCACUAAACACACUGAUCCAUCACAGAAGGCAUCGGAUUGAAGACCAGCCCGUCUAUGUGAACACCGCUCUUGUUGAUUUAAUAUUUUACGUUUAAAUGUAAACUUUGCUUAAUCCAGCUGAAGUUUUAAAUUGGUAAAAUAACAUACAGCCAAUGGCAUUUUUACCUAAUAAAAUACAAAUAUUUAAUGACC